Molecule: messenger RNA, 1469 nt
Organism: Dermatophagoides pteronyssinus (European house dust mite)
Lineage: Eukaryota; Metazoa; Arthropoda; Arachnida; Sarcoptiformes; Pyroglyphidae
Gene: Coq2
Product: ubiquinone biosynthesis protein COQ2, mitochondrial
Biological process (GO): ubiquinone biosynthetic process
Cellular component (GO): mitochondrial inner membrane
Molecular function (GO): 4-hydroxybenzoate polyprenyltransferase activity
Source: RefSeq, a predicted model, not a curated record
AAAAGUUUAUUUUGUUUUUUAAUUUUGUUAAAUUAUAUUUAUUUUUUUGUUGCAAUAUCUUUUCUGAUACUUUUUCCCGUAAUUCAAUCGAUUACCUGAUAUAAAAGUUAUUGAUUGAUCUUUUUUGAUAGUUUUCGUAAAAUGUACCAGUAAUUUAUUUCGUUUCGAAAGACUGAAAAGUCUACGAUUGAAAGAAAAAAAAUGUUAUCAUUAGCAAGAUUAACUAUGAAUCGUCAAAGUGUUUCAUAUCGAAUUUUCUGUGGCAAAUUUCUCGGUUUUCAAUCAACUAUACCCAAUCAAUAUGGAUCGACUAAAUCUAUUAAAUUGUUAUCAUCAUAUUCGUCUUACAUUCGUUUUCAUCGACAAAAGCGUUUCAGUCCAAUUCUCUAUUUUUCAAAUGAAUUCAGUUCAAUCAGUGAAUCUAAAAAUACUGAUUAUUUAUCCGGUACCUUAUCAUCACGUUUAGUCGAUCGUUUACCCGAAAAAAUUCGUCCAUUUGCACGUUUGAUGCGCCUUGAUAAACCGACUGGUACUUGGCUUUUAUUAUUACCUUGUUGGUGGAGUAUAGGCCUCAGUACGACGGCCGGAUCAUUACCAUCUUUAUCACUGAUGGGUUUAUUUGGUAUAGGUGCUGUGAUGAUGCGUUCAGCUGGUUGUAUUGUGAACGAUAUCUGGGAUCGUCGAUUUGAUCGUAAUGUUGAACGUACACGUUUGCGUCCAUUGGCUUCCCAACAAAUCGAUCUAACCGAAGCCGUUGCCUUAUUAUUCACGUUAUUAGGUUCUAGUCUAUUAGUUCUUAUACAAUUUGAUUUGAACAGUAUCCUUCUCGGUGCAUCCAGUUUGUUAUUAGUGGCAUCAUAUCCAUCAUUCAAACGUUUCACUUAUUGGCCACAAUUAAUUCUUGGUAUGACAUUUAAUUGGGGUACAUUACUUGGCUGGUCAGUCAAUACCGGUGGUAUGAUGAAUAUUAGCACUGUAUUACCGUUAUAUAUGGCUGGAAUAUGUUGGACUUUAAUAUAUGAUACAAUCUAUGCACAUCAAGAUAAAAUGGAUGAUCUUGUUCUUGGCCUAAAGUCGACAGCAUUAAAAUUCGGUUCGAAAACUCCUAGAUAUCUGAAUGGUUUUACAGCGAUGAUGACAGUGUCAUUGCUUUCUUCCGGUAUCAUAACCAAUCAGACAUGGCCAUUUUAUCUAUCUGUUGGAAUUCUGACUGCCGGUUUGAUACGAAUAAAUCGACAACUAGAUGUUGAUUCCAUUCAAAGCUGUGCACGAGCUUUUCGCCAAAACACGCAAAUUGGUUGGAUUCUUUUAUUUGGCAUUGUUACCGGUACAUUAUUGAAACCUUCCAUUAAUUGUAAAGAUGUUAAUUUGUCCCAAUUCUGAUCUCUAAGAGCUUAUUUUAAGCUUGCUUAUGAAUGAUCAUUUGUAUCAUGUUUCUCUUAUUACAGACUUAUGUAUUAAAUUUUUUA